Messenger RNA from Spirodela intermedia, 2823 nucleotides. The record is from the annotation of a GenBank genome assembly. NCBI's taxonomy places the organism in Eukaryota, Viridiplantae, Streptophyta, Magnoliopsida, Alismatales, Araceae.
AUGGCCAUGAAAAAUCAUUAUAUCCCUGAUUCAUUUCAAAGAGCAUCUAACAUUAGAGUCCCAUUAGCACCCACUGUUAAAUUCGAAAUAAAUCCAGGAAUUUUUCAAAUGCUCCCUAAUUUUCAUGGAUUGCCUUUAGAGGAACCUCAUCAGCACUUAGAAAAAUUUCAUAUGGUCUGUGAUUUAGUUAAUCUCCCUCAAGUUACACCAGAAAUUAUUAAGAUGAAAUUAUUCCCUCAUACACUUAGGGACAAAGCUAGUCAUUGGCUAUCCACAUUAGAUAGAGAAUUAACUAGCUGGAAAGAUAUAGAACAGGCCUUUCUUCGAAAAUUUUAUCCCUUAGGAAAAACUCAAAAUAUGAGAAAACAUAUAUGGAGUUUUUCUCAAAGACCAGGAGAAACUUUGCAUGAGACAUGGGAAAAAUUCAAGGAUUUACUUAGAAAGUGUCCUCAUCAUGCUAUACCCAAGUGGCAGCUCAAUAGAAUUUUUUAUGAUGGAUUAUUAGAACAACAUAGAAAUAUGGUUGAUUCUAUAUGUGGAGGAGCUUUUAUGGAGAAAACUCCUGAUGAGAUUUACAAUCUUUAUGAGAAUUUAAGUGAAAAUUUUAGAGAUCAAGCCUCUUUUGAAUUAUAUGAUAGGGAUAAGAAGAGAGGAAUUUAUGAAUUGCAUCAUGAUGAUGAUUCUAAACUUAGAAAUGAGGUUAAUCAGAUUAAUCAAAGAUUAGAAAAAAUUGAUUUACUUAUUGACAAUAUUAGAAAGCCUUUUAACCCUCAACUUAAUUCGAAUAGUACAUGUCCUAUGUAUGGUGAAAACGAUUAUUCUGAAUUUCAAUGUUAUAAUUUAGAUCAAUCAUUUCACCCUAUGCAAGAACAAGUGCAAGUGGCUCACGGUUUUAAUAGAAACAGGGAACCUUUUUCAAAUUCUUAUAAUCCUAAUUGGAGGAAUAGUUUUUCAUGGAGAGACCCAAAUAAUAUUCAAAAUCCAGAAGCACUUAGACCCAAUUCAAACUCUGAAUUUCGUCCAAAACAAGAAAACAGAUUUCAGAAAAAUCAGUCCUCUCAAAUCCAACCUGAUGCUAUGGAAAUGAUGCAGCAAAUGAGCCAAAUGAUGCAACAAACUAUGAACCAAAUGAUGCUGCACCAGAAACAAAUUAUAGAGGCCCUUGGGAAUAAGAGAGAAGAGGGACAGCUACCUAGUCAGCCCAUAGAAAAUCCAGGGAACCGCCCAACAAUAGGAUUUCAGCAUGGGGAGUCUAGUAGCAUGAAUCUAGGAAAAAACCCACGAAAUGAAAAUGUUAGGACAGUGAAUGCAUUAAGGAGUGGUAAGAUCUUACCUGAUCCUUAUCCCCAAACAUUAGAAGAAAAAGAAAAUGUGGACACCCCAAAACAAAAUCAAAUAGGAGUAGAAGAGGAUUUUAUAGAUUCUACCAAAGAAAUUUCGAAAGAGAGGACAACCAUUCCAUUUCCUAAAGCUCUAGAGCCUAGACAAAGAAAGAAAAAGGAACACAAUGAAGAAAUAAAGAAAAUUUUACAAGAUGUGCAAAUUAGUCUUCCUUUACUCACUGCCAUUGAACAUAUUCCUGAAUAUGCUAGAGUUUUGAAAGAAAUGUGUACACCAAAAAGGGCACCUAGAGUAGAAAAAUUAUCUAUGCAUGCUAGUGCGUUAUUAUUAAAUCAAUUACCAUUUAAAUUGAGAGAUACAGGUGCUCCUUUAAUUUCGUGUGAUAUUGGUGGAUUCAUUUUUCAGAAUGCAUUACUUGACACCGGUGCUAGUAUUAAUUUAUUACCUGCAAGUAUUUGUGAUAAAUUUAAUAUUUCUGAUCUUAAACCUUCUACUGUUACCUUACAAUUUGCUGAUAGAUCCAUAAAACAUCCUAAAGGUAUCUUAGAAAAUGUGAUAGUGACAGUUAAAGGGUGUAAAUUUCCAGCUGAUUUUGUAGUGCUGGAAAUGGAUUUUAAUGGACAGUUUUAUGAUACACCAAUCAUCCUAGGGAGACCAUUUUUGCAUACAGCAAAGAUGAAUAUUGAUUUUCCCACAGGUAUUGCAAAAAUUUCAUGUGGAGAUCAAUCAGUAGAAAUUAAAAUUUUUGAGGUAUCAAAUGAUCUUAAGAAAUCCCAAGUAUAUGAUUGUCAUACCAUAGAUCUUCUAGAUGAUUUUGAUGAUCCAGAUGUUAUUGAUGACUGUGUGCUGGAAGAAUUAGAGGAAAUAGAGAAUAUAAAUUUAGAAGAAAAGAAAGAGGAAGAUCAUCUGAAUUUAGAGUUGAAACCUCUCCCCUCUAGUUUAAAAUAUAUGUUUUUGGAGGAAAAUAAUUCAUUUCCUGUUAUUAUUGCAGCUGAUUUGAGUAAUGAACAGGAAGAAGAAUUAUUAGAUGUACUUCGAAAAAAUAAGAAGGCUAUGGGCUGGAAAAUGGACGAUCUAAGGGGCAUUGAUAUGAGAGUAUGCAUGCAUAGUAUAUAUUUAGAGGAGGGGGCUAGAACUAGCAGGGAACCACAACGAAGAUUAAAUCCUAACAUGAUGGAAAUUGUAAAAAAAGAAAUUUUAAAGUGGCUGGCUGCUGAUAUUAUUUACCCUAUUUCAGAUAGCAAAUGGGUUAGUCCUACACAAGUAGUGCCAAAAAAAUCAGGGAUCACGGUUAUAAAAAACGAAAAUGGGGAGGAAAUACAAACAAGACUAACUACCGGUUGGAGAGUUUGCAUUGAUUAUAGAAAAUUAAAUUCAGUUACUAGAAAAGAUCAUUUUCCCCUACCAUUUACUGAUCAAAUUUUAGAAAAAUUAGCUGGAAAAAAACUUUUUUUGUUUUCUGGAUGGAUACUCUGGUUAUAA